Molecule: messenger RNA, 929 nt
Organism: Lasiosphaeria miniovina
Lineage: Eukaryota; Fungi; Ascomycota; Sordariomycetes; Sordariales; Lasiosphaeriaceae
Exons: 2
Coding region: 1-633 (210 amino acids)
Source: RefSeq, a predicted model, not a curated record
AUGUCGGGCCCCGCAGGAGACACUGCUGCCGCUGCUGCACCCUCUGCCGGCGGCGCGGGAGGUUUCGACCUGGUGAGGAGAGCAACCCAGGCCAUGAUGUCAAGGUAUGUUACGUUGCGGCAUUGCGCACCGCACUCCUCUUCCCGGCACCACCUCCCGUCACGCCCAAAGCACCCUCUCCUAUGUUCUUUUUGCCUCGUUCGUCAGAGCGUCUUUUCGCUUGGUCACUGGCCUUGCAUCCGGGCUGCUGUGCUUCGGCAUGCCUCUUUCUGGACGGCGGCUGCCAUCACUUUACCCUCCCAAAGUGGCGGCGGCGGCUUCUUGCGGGCUUCCAGAAGGCCGCAUCAAUUUAGCCGCAACCCACUGCCUAUUCGCAUCCCGCCCACUGAGGCUGCCCUCGGCUAUCUCAACCUGGGGGGCGGGCGCGGGCCAACUGACGGCAUAUGUUGUGAAAUAUCCGUACUUCCACCUAUCCAUCCUCUGGAACCCUCUCUCUGCCUUGCCUUGCCUUGCUUUGGAUGCCAUAGGCUAGUUGAGUCGGCAGCGCCGUCAUCGCAAGUCGUCCCAGUGUCUCUGAUGGCGCUGGAGGCACUUAGUGCUGGGGGUCGGCUCCGCCCACCGGAAGCUCCCUAAUAAGCAGCGCAGCGCUGGGAUGUUGGCACACCAUAGGCGCAUCAGUGUGCGUAUAUGCCGCAUCACUAUUUGAUUUGCACAUGCAAAACCCACCGUCGCACCAGGAUUUGAUUUUGGCGCGGUUGCGAUUGCUGCUAGGCCAGGCGAGGGCUUAUCAAGUUGAUAAGCCUGACUGGCUGACUGAGUGGACUGGACGAAGUAACCCUGAUCGAUCCGCUCACCCCUCCCCUCUGUCCGACCCCGAUCUUGGGACUUGGAAUUGGGCCGCUGCAUGCUGGAAAUGGUCGGAAUCGCCC